AUGGCGACGCCCAUGCGAUUUUUGCACAGAUGCUUAUUUGCUGAAGGGAAAACAUGUAUCUCACGAAUUAUCAGAGAAAGGAAGACGGAAGGAUUGACAUUCAGCCAGAUUCGACAAAACGCUUCUCCGGCACGUGAGCUGAAGAAAUUUUAUAAGAAUGCUCAUGUUGUUCAGGCAAAUGGAUGGUUUGAAAUCAAUUUGGACAGCAGAAAACUAAGAACACCAACAGGAAAUCUGUUUCGUGUUCCUAAUGAAACUUUAGCAAUGGCAGUAGCAACAGAAUGGAAUGCACAAAAAGACACCAUCAAAAGACAUAACAUGCACCUGAAUGGUUUGUCCAAUACAGCAAUUGAUAACCCCACUGGUAGGACAAAGGAAACAAUGACAAGAGGACUGAUACAUUUUUUGGAAACUGACACCAUUUGUUACAGAUUAACAGAGCCACAAGAUUUAGCACAGCUCCAGCAAAAGCAAUGGGAUCCCGUUAUCAAAUGGGCAAGUGACAGAUAUCAAAUAGAAUUGAGUACAACCACUGGUCUGCAGAGCCUUGUCAUCCCAGAAAAGACCAGUCAAACCUUAGAAAAGUAUCUGCUUGUCAAUAAUGAAUGGGCUUUACAUGGUUACCAGUUCGGAGUUGAGGCCCUGAAGUCACUACUGUUAAUGUUAGCUGUGGUCCAUAAACAGGUGACAGUAGAACAAGCUGUCUAUUUGUCAACACUGGAGAGCCAGUAUCAGACAAGUUCUUGGGGCAAUGUUGAAUGGCAUCAUGAAGUGGACAAAUACGACCUUCAGGCACGUGUAGCUGCUGCUGCUCUCUUUGUUCACUGGUCUAGUGAGAAAUCUAGGGUCUGGUCCAAAACAUAACUACUCUUAAAACGUUAAUAAAUGACCAGUGCCAGUAUCAAAGACUUCCUCUCAAAAUACUAAGUUUUAUAUUGACUUAACGGUUAAUAAAGCAGUGAAUUACAAACAAGUA
Molecule: messenger RNA, 976 nt
Organism: Ylistrum balloti
Lineage: Eukaryota; Metazoa; Mollusca; Bivalvia; Pectinida; Pectinidae
Product: ATP synthase mitochondrial F1 complex assembly factor 2-like
Exons: 8
Coding region: 1-864 (287 amino acids)
Biological process (GO): mitochondrial proton-transporting ATP synthase complex assembly
Cellular component (GO): mitochondrion
Source: RefSeq, a predicted model, not a curated record